Gregarina niphandrodes is the source of this 1383-nucleotide messenger RNA. Its product is annotated as glutamate dehydrogenase. The coding region runs from base 1 to 1383 and encodes 460 amino acids. Gene Ontology annotation, molecular function: L-glutamate dehydrogenase (NADP+) activity. The record is from RefSeq and is a predicted model, not a curated record. Lineage: Eukaryota; Apicomplexa; Conoidasida; Eugregarinorida; Gregarinidae. Gene Ontology annotation, cellular component: cytosol. The transcript has 2 exons.
AUGAGCAAUACUAUCUUUCGGUUGAAGCGUGUGUUGAAAGAAAAUGAGAGCUUGAGGAACAUCAAACGCUCUAUGCGCAGCGACAAGUACCAAAAGCAAACCUUGAAGUGGUUCCACGACACAAGCGUGUUUGCUCAGUUCAACUUGAAGGAAUUUUGCAACAAUGUGCGACCUUUGGCGGCGAAGAACCCGAGUUUUGUGAAGGCGUUACGUGUAUUGUGCGAGCCGGAGAGUGUGAACGCUUUCGUAGUAGAGUGGAAGAACAAGCACGGGGAGUUGAUGCGGAAUAACGGGUGGCGUUGCAACUAUAGUUCUUUAUUAGGUGCUUGUCGAGGUGGUGUGCGUUUCCAUCCUUCGGUGAAUCAGGACGUGAUAGUGGCGUUGGCGUUUGAGGUGAGUGUGCAGAACGCGUUGACGAAUUUACCGAUGGGUGGGUGCUUCAUGGGGAGCGACUUUAAUGCGAGAAUUUGCUGCGAUGCGGACGUCCAAUCGUUUUGCAACGCUUUUGUGGUAGCGGUUCGAAAAGAGUUGCCUGCAAACUGGCCGUUGGAUAUAACCUGCGACCUGGGUUGCGGUCCACGCGAGUGUGCGAUGUUAGCUGCCGCACACGCGGGAGUGGUUAACAGCGCAACCGGGAAGCCCUUUCCCCAGGUCGUAGGACGGCCCGCAGCUGCAGGACUAGGAGCUGUGGAGUUUGGUAAGCUAUUCUGCCGUAUCCCUUCCUUCGACAAGACUCGUUGUCUCGUUUCGGGCAGCGGAGACUGCGCCCUGACGGUGGCCCGAAACCUGAUCGCCGAGGGUGCCGUGGUACUAACACUGUCGGACUCGUCAGGCUUCGUCCACUGCGCCACGGGCAUCACGUAUCUACAAUGGCAGCGUAUCAACGAACACCGACAAUACCGCAUUCCGCUAAGAGACAUCGUCAGUGAAGACGGCUGGCUGCGAGGCCUCGUCUGGCGAGCCGGUGACAUCUGGCAACAAGGAAUUUCUGCCGACUACGCUUUUCCCUGUGCACACGAACUUGAAAUCGAUAUCAAGGAAGCCGAAGUCCUAGCAGACCGUUCUAAAAUUAAAGCAGUCCUCGAAGUCAGCUAUACCGCCACCUCUGACGAUGCACAAAGCUAUCUCGUCUAUCGCAAAGUCAAAAUCGCGCCCAGCAAAGCCGUCAACGCCGGCGCCAUGGUCGCUCUGGGUAUGCAUCUCGCUGAAAAAAUGGACAAGGCCGAAUUCGAACACGAAAUUAAAUCUUUCAUGAGCUAUCUCCAUGACCAAUGUAGAAGUGUCUACGACUCAUACUACCCAGACAUCUACUUCAAGGAAGCUGUCGAUAUUUGUGCACUGCUCAAACUGGCUAAAAUUAUGAAGGAAAAGGACAUAAUUUAA